GCCGCCCUCUUGCCCGGGGGAGGGGCGUCUGGGUCCCGUGGGUCGGGCAUCGAUUGGCCCUGCCUGGCCUAGUCCGCGCCGCUGCAGCCGACUGCGGUGCUCGUCAGACCUGUGCAGUUGCUCAGGCUGAGCUCGGGGAGGGAGCUAGCCUGGAGCCCAGGCCCAGCCACCAUGGCAAUGCUCCCAGGCUCAGCCACCCACCCGCACACACUGCUGCUCCUGUCUGUCCUGCUGAGCUCAGGUUGGGGGGAGUUGGCACCACAAAUUGAUGGUCAGACCUGGGCGGAGCGGGCACUUCGGGAGAAUGAACGCCAUGCUUUCACCUGCCGAGUGGCCGGAGGGUCUGGUGUCCCCCGACUGGCCUGGUACCUGGAUGGACAACUGCAGGAGGCCAGCACCUCCAGGCUGCUCAGUGUGGGCGGGGAGGCCUUCUCUGGAGGCACCAGCACCUUCACUGUCACUGCACAGCGGGCCCAACAUGAGCUCAACUGUUCCUUGCAGGACCUGGGCAGUGGCCGGUCAGCCAACGCCUCUGUCAUCCUCAACGUGCAAUUCAAGCCAGAGAUUGCCCAGGUCGGAGCCAAGUACCAGGAAGCUCAGGGCCCGGGACUCCUGGUUGUCCUUUUUGCCCUGGUGCGUGCCAACCCUCCUGCCAAUGUUACCUGGAUCGAUCAGGAUGGGCCAGUGACUGUCAACACCUCUGACUUUCUGGUGCUGGAUGCCCAGAACUACCCAUGGCUCACCAACCACACGGUACAGCUGCAGCUCCGCAGCCUGGCACACAACCUCUCAGUGGUAGCCACCAACGACGUGGGUGUCACCAGUGCCUCUCUCCCAGCCCCAGGCCCCUCCCGGCGUCCAUCUCUCAUCUCGAGUGACUCCAACAACCUCAAACUCAACAAUGUGCGCCUGCCACGGGAGAACAUGUCCCUCCCGUCCAACCUACAGCUCAACGACCUCACCCCGGAUGCCAGAGCAGGGAAACCAGCAGACCGGCAGGCGGCUCAGAACAACAGCCGGCCGGAGCUUCUGGAGCCGGAGGCUGGCGGCCUCCUCACCAGCCGAGGCUUCAUCCGUCUCCCGAUGCUGGGCUAUAUCUACCGAGUGUCCAGUGUGAGCAGUGAUGAGAUCUGGCUGUGAGCAGAGGGCCAGAC
Molecule: messenger RNA, 1154 nt
Organism: Elephantulus edwardii (Cape elephant shrew)
Lineage: Eukaryota; Metazoa; Chordata; Mammalia; Macroscelidea; Macroscelididae
Gene: TMEM25
Product: transmembrane protein 25
Exons: 8
Coding region: 172-1140 (322 amino acids)
Biological process (GO): negative regulation of excitatory postsynaptic potential
Source: RefSeq, a predicted model, not a curated record